Messenger RNA from Jaminaea rosea, 846 nucleotides. Its product is annotated as glycoside hydrolase. NCBI's taxonomy places the organism in Eukaryota, Fungi, Basidiomycota, Exobasidiomycetes, Microstromatales. Bases 1 to 846 code for a protein of 281 amino acids. The record is from RefSeq and is a predicted model, not a curated record. The transcript has a single exon.
AUGCCCAGCACACGCGAACUGGUCGGUAUGAAUGUCCUCACCCUUGCCUUCCUGACGAGCAACACCUCCUCAUUCAGGGCGCAAAAGUUCUUCAACUACUCAGUACCGGAGCGUCGCCGGAUCGUGAACCUUUAUCACUCCAAGGGCAUCUCGCUAUUCCUGUCCACCUUCGGCGGAGACCCGAACGAGCAACCCGUGACGCAGAACUUCAAUCCGACGAUGCUUGGCGACCUGCACGGCGAGAUAGCCUACAAAUCCGGCUUUGAUGGCCUAGACAACGACAUCGAGGACUUUGAAGCGUUCAGCUGGCACAACAAGUCCCUCGUCACUUGGGUCUCAAUGUACACUGAAGCCGUGCGCCGCUGGUUGCCCGCCUCAGGAGGCUUUGGCAUGAGUGCAGCUCCCGUUGCCCCUUGGUUCACUCCCAAUCGCACCACAUACUGCCAUGGUGCUUACGAUGGCAUCGACAAGCAAGUUGGACACCUCUACGACUUCUAUAACGUCCAAUUCUACAACCAAGGCGUCGGAUCCUACGAUGACUGCAAGAACCUCCUCUUCAAGUCUAACCUUACCGCCUUCCCUCAAACCAGCAUCUUCGAGAUCGCCCGAAACGGCGUUCCGCUGGACAAGCUUCUGAUCGCCAAGCCUGGUUACCCAGUGGACGCCGCCAGUGGGUACGUGCCUCCAGAGAAGCUGAGCUACUGCCUACACCUGGCGAAGAACAAUGGGUGGAAGGCGGGCGCUGCGAGCUGGCAGUUUCCGCAUGCUAGUACGCAGUGGUGGAGGGAGUUGAGGAUGGACAGCUUCUAUGACGAAUCGCUCUUUGCAAAGAGGCCCAUCGAUUGA